Messenger RNA from Glycine soja, 1607 nucleotides. RefSeq names its product zinc finger protein JAGGED-like. The coding region runs from base 454 to 1248 and encodes 264 amino acids. Lineage: Eukaryota; Viridiplantae; Streptophyta; Magnoliopsida; Fabales; Fabaceae. The record is from RefSeq and is a predicted model, not a curated record. The transcript has 4 exons. Gene Ontology annotation, molecular function: DNA-binding transcription factor activity.
AACUGAUUAAGUUAAGCCCCCCACUUCCACUACCACACUCACGCUCUCUUUUUAAAGUCACGAGACCCACUGUCCCAUUGUUCAUUCAAUUUUUGGUGUGGGGGGAGAUAAGAGAGAGAGAGAGAGAGUGGCAGAGGAACCGAUAGGGAACUUUCAAAGCUCUUUAUCUUCUACCAUCACUCAACUAGCCUCUAUAUUGCAGUCUCAAACUGAAAGUCUCACAAAUUUUGUAGAAAACUGUAGUUUUAUCCCCACCCCCCUCCCCCAUCUGAAAGAAAGAGUAUUUGCCUCGCAUCAUUUUUCUUUUCUUUCUCUCUUUCUGUCUCUCUCUCUGUCGGUACCAUGUAGGUCUUCCCCCACUACUACACCUUCACACCCUUCUUCUCAUCCUCCUCUUUCUCCUUCUCUAACUCUAAGCCCUUUUAACUUUCUCUCUAUCUUUUUCUCUCUCUUAUGACUUUGUCGUUCCUUUACAGGAGACCAGAACGAAACCCAUUAGAUCUUAACAAUUUGCCCGAUGAGUACUCUAGGGAUGGCAAACAAGUCCUCGAAGACCAUACCUCUUCACCCGGUUGCAGGAAAAAGAAAAGCGGCGGGAAGGAUGGAAAAGACGAGUGUGGGAAGGUCUACGAGUGUAGAUUUUGUUCCCUCAAGUUCUACAAGUCUCAGGCUCUUGGGGGACACAUGAACCGCCACCGCCAAGAGAGGGAAACGGAGACGCUGAACCAGGCUCGUCAACUGGUAUUUCGUAGCGAUCAUAUCAUUGCUCCACAAGGUGCCCCUCACUUAGGAUGCUGCCAGCCAAUAGGAACGGGGGGUUAUCACCCAUCAGGAGACCCAACAGUGCCUCUAAGAUUCCCGAGAUACUUCUCAGGUUCAUCCUCAACUCACAUGCCACCACCGCCGCCGCCGCCGCCGCCACCGCAACAAUCACACCUAUACCCAUCACCUUCGAGGCCAGUGUCAUUUGGGUCAUCACACUUCCCCCACCAGCAUGCUGUGAACGAUUACUAUGUGGGCCACGUGAUGAGUGGUGGGAGCCACGGACACUAUGUUGGAGGAGAGAGCACGAGUAGUUACACGUACAUUGGUGCCCCGGUGGGGCAAGCUGGUGGAUUCGCUGGUGGUGGUAAGGAGGGGUCAGCAGUGCAGGAGGAAGGGUUGAGUUGGGGAAGGAGCUAUUCAGGAGGAGCACAGCAUCGUUUGGAUCCUCCCUCAGCGAUCAAUCGGUUUCAUGAUGGUUUCUAAUGAGAUGAGAUGAGAUGAGAGAUUCUUUUGUUUGAGUGUUUUUGGUUUGCGUUUUGUGUUAUGUUAUUUUAUGUGGUAUCAUCAUAAAGACACGCAAUCCAGAGAGAGAGACAUAACAAGCUGACACAUGGGGUCAUGGAGAGGAGGGUAUAGCUAAGGCUAGGAUGAAGAGAGAGAGUGUGCGUGAGAGGUGGUUUUUGGUUUAUCUACAGUAACCAGGAACAGCUUUUGAGCUCAUGGACACGCUCAGCUACUUUGGCUUGGAGUUAUGGGUGGGAUUUCUUCUCAACAUCGCCUUUUGUAUUGGUAGCUACCUAUCUUGGACAACCAGUUAGAUAUGAACUGAAACUUUCCAAACU